CUGAUGUCAUUGUUCAGUGUAGAUUAGUUCAGAAACCGUAUCUAAUUUGGGCCUCCCGCAUUUUAAACCCGUGGGUAGAAAUACGUUGAAAAAAUCCGCCAUCGGAUAGGCAGUCAAAGACCGACAAGAGCUAGGACAUCCACACCCCUCAUCAUCACAUCCACCGUGGCUGCAUUGCCAGGAACUUUCCCUCAUCUCAUAUCUGCAUUCUGUUAAGAGCCACAUAACGAACCCCACUGUGCCGCCCACCAUGACCGAACCCACCCCCCUCCCCAACGCUGCCUCCCACCUCUCCGCCCCGGAAAUCCGCGCCCUCUUUGCCAACCACUUCGGUGCCACCCACGGCGAGGAACGCGGCCGCAAAUGGGACGAGCUCUGGCAGAACAACUUCACACCGUGGGAUCAGGGCGAGCCCAACCCGGCUCUCGUCGACCUGGUUGACAGCUCCCAUCCGAAGAAUUCGUGCAUUCCGGGGCCGGUCGUGCUGGAUGGGCAGGGGAAUGUUGUUAGGAGACGACGGGCGCUCGUGCCGGGGUGUGGGAAGGGUUACGAUGUGCUUUUAUUUGCGGCGAAGGGGUAUGAUGCGGUGGGGUUGGAGUAUUCGGCGAAGGCGGUGGAGCAGUGUGAGGCGGAGAGGAGGCGAUCGGAGGAGAAUGGGUGGGAGGUCUACAAAGCGGGUCAGUACGGGAAGGGACGUGUGAUGUUUUUGGAGGGAGACUUCUUUGCGAAGGAGUGGCAGAAAGACCAGCAGUGGGAUUUAAUUUACGAUUACACUUUUCUCUGCGCGAUGGAGCCGUCGAUGAGACCCGCAUGGGCGAGGCGAAUGAGCGAACUGCUGACAAGGGACGGAAGGCUGGUGUGCUUGGAGUUUCCAUUAUACAAAGACACUACUUCUGGCGGUCCACCAUGGGGACUCACUCCGGGAAUAUACGCCGCACAUCUUGGGCAUCCCGGGUUAGACAUCCCAUACGGUGAAGAUAGAAAGCCGGAUGAAGACGAGGUGAAGAAGCUGGGAUCAGGGGAAGUAUCGCCGCUUGAGCGAACAGAGCACUGGCAACCGGAUCGAACUUUCAAACUUGGUCAAGGAACGGAUUACUUGAGCAUAUGGAAGAAAGUGGAUUGAGAAGCCCGAUGGGGGAUGGGAAUCACGAGGAGCGGCAAGCGAGGUGUUUGCAAGUGUUUUUAUUGGAUUCUAAGCAUAUGGCUUGCACUCCUUC
Eremomyces bilateralis CBS 781.70 is the source of this 1217-nucleotide messenger RNA. Its product is annotated as S-adenosyl-L-methionine-dependent methyltransferase. The transcript is spliced from 2 exons. Gene Ontology annotation, molecular function: S-adenosylmethionine-dependent methyltransferase activity. Lineage: Eukaryota; Fungi; Ascomycota; Dothideomycetes; Eremomycetales; Eremomycetaceae. The coding region runs from base 251 to 1123 and encodes 290 amino acids. The record is from RefSeq and is a predicted model, not a curated record.